Scophthalmus maximus (turbot) is the source of this 4019-nucleotide messenger RNA. It is a transcript of the gene tbc1d23, whose product is annotated as TBC1 domain family, member 23. The record is from RefSeq and is a predicted model, not a curated record. The transcript is spliced from 19 exons. NCBI's taxonomy places the organism in Eukaryota, Metazoa, Chordata, Actinopteri, Pleuronectiformes, Scophthalmidae. Gene Ontology annotation, cellular component: trans-Golgi network. Bases 66 to 2156 code for a protein of 696 amino acids. Gene Ontology annotation, biological process: retrograde transport, endosome to Golgi; embryonic brain development.
AUGACGGCGCUGCGCGACACAGCGGCCGUGUUGACGGCACCCGACGUGUCUCCGUCAACACAACAAUGGCGGACGCCGUGGAGGAAGCUCUUCUGGGCAGCUGGGACCAGGAUUUAGCCGAGGCUCUGGACUCGGGCGGUUCUGACAUGGAAAUGGAGAGGGGCAUCGCUCCGGUCCAGGAACAUUCAGCUCAGCACCGGGCCAAGAUGUGGAAGAGCGCACUAAAUGUCUCCGGAAAAGGAGACAGUCUGUCUCCCUGGGACGGCAUCCUCGAUCUACCAGAGCAGACGCUCAUCCAUAACCGCAGUCAACAGCUGAUAGAUCAGCUUGGUUUAUCAGAGGAGGAGAGCAGCGACAUGGUGUCCGACGUCGAGUCGGUCAUCACGUUCUACUGCAAGUCCCGCAACAUCACCUUCACUCCGGACCUGAGCUGGCCGCACCUGCUCAAGCCGCUGCUGGGCCUUCUGCUUCCCCGCAGCGACCUGUACAACUGCUUCUACGCCGUCAUGAACAAAUACAUCCCCAGGGAGUGUGUGCCGAAUGGCCGACCCUUCCACCUCUACAGACUACUGCUGCAGUACCACGAGCCAGAGCUCUGCUCCUUCUUGGACACCAAGAAAAUCACACCUGACUCCUACGCCAUCAACUGGCUGGGCAGUUUGUUCUCCAGUCACUGCCUUCCUGACGUCACCCAGGCCUUGUGGGACCUUUACAUCCAGCAGGGCGACCCCUUCCUCAUCUUCUUCCUCAUGCUUGUCAUUCUCGUCAACGCCAAAGAGACCAUCCUGUCACAAGAAGGAGACUGCAAAGAGGAGAUCAUCAAAAUUCUGGAAGCAUUUCCUUCUCUCCUGGAGUCUGAAGACAUUGAAGAUUUAUUUUCUCUGGCCCAGUAUUACCAGAGCAAGACGCCUUUGUCACUCAGAAAGAUGAAUCAGAAUCUGUUCGGCAGCAGCCUCGUGGCCCUGAAAGAGGAAGACACAGACCUGAGUCAGGCCCUGUGUCUCCCUGUGUCUGUCCCUGAAAUCCUGCAGGCCAACCAGCUUCAGCAGGAUGGGGUUCGGUUCUUUGUGGUGGACUGUCGGCCCGCGGAGCAGUACAACGCCGGGCACCUGUCCACGGCCUUCCACCUGGACUCUGACCUGAUGCUCCAGAAUCCUUCUGAGUUUGCGCUCUCCGUGAAAUCCCUGCUGGAGACUCAGAAGCAGUCUUUGGAGUCUGGCUCCGUCGCCAGUGGGGAGCACCUGUGCUUCAUGGGCAGUGGGAGGGAGGAGGAGGACAUGUACAUGAACAUGGUGCUGGCCCAUUUCCUGCAGAAAAACAAAGAAUAUGUCAGCAUCACUAAAGGAGGUUUCAUGGCGCUGCAGAGGCAUCUGGUCGACAUUAACGUGGAAGGCAUCGACUCCUCAUACGUCCACUGGAUCGUCAGCACGUCAGGGUCUCACAGCAGCCUCAGCUCUGCCGAUGGAGAGUCUCUGAGCAGCCCUGGAGACGGCAAAAGCGUCAAGUCCCUGGUCAACAAAAUGACAUUUGCUCUCAAGUCGAAGUCGGUGAAUGUAAAAGAGAAGAUGAUCAGCUUCAUUGAGAAUACCUCCACCCCUGUAGACAGAAUGUCUUUCAAUCUGCCCUGGCCAGAGAAGGUGGUUCCAGAUCGGCACGUGAGCAGCAGCGACCGUGUCGGCAAACCAUACCGAGGUGUCAAGCCUGUGUUCAGUAUUGGCGAUGAAGAAGAGUAUGACACAGAUGAGAUCGACAGCUCGUCCAUGUCAGAUGAUGACAGGAAGGAGAUCGUCAACAUUCAGACCUGGACAAACAAACCAGAUGUAAAGCAUCACAUUCCGUGUAAUGAGGUGAAAGAAACGGGCCACAUGUUCCCGAGCCACUUGUUGAUCACAGCGACUCACAUGUACUGCCUGAGGGAGAUUGCCUCGAGGAAAGGCUUUGCCUACAUCCAAUCCAGACAAGCACUGAACUCUGUGGUGAAGAUCACUUCCAAAAAGAAGCACCCCGAACUGAUCACAUUCAAGUUUGGCAGCAACAACUCGGCGGGAGUGGAGAUAUCUGCAGUUGAGAGAUAUUUGAUACCAAACGCUGGCGAUGCCACCAAAGUCAUCAAGCAGCAGAUCAUGAGGGUCCUAGACGCUCUGGAGAGCUCGUAAAAAGGGAGUAGACGGUGCCCCGGUGGGGAGGACCACGACGGGGCAGCCUGUGACCCAAACUGUAAAGAAGAGCCUUCGUCUGCCAAGAGUGAAACCUCGUCCAGCUCUCUCUCCCUCUCUCUCUCUGGAUAGAUCCAGUGCAGUGUUGACUGUUCAGCCCCGUGUGUCUGCGUCUGGGACACGUGGGGCUCACCACUGACUGCAGACCUGCGGGACAGACUGUGUGUGUUGAAAUACUAAGGUGCUCUGCAGUCGUCAAACCCAUUAUCUUACACUAAUUUAAGGAUAUUUGUCAUAUCGUAUGUUUUUUGAUUUACUCUUGAUAAAACGUGGGAUCUCCUAACAGUGCGAUUCCACCUGGGUGAUUUCCCUCUGGCCUUAACGUAGCGAACUGACCAGCCGGCUGCACAUUUGCUCGAUUGUCACACGGCCGACCUUUUCUUUUGACUCCAGCGUCUCCGCCAGUUCAGUCCUGUCUCUCCAUUUACUUUUUGGAUGUGCUAAUGUAGAUUUAAGGAUCCUUGAUUGCAAACACAAACAUAAAGAUGCACAUCCCAUUUAAAAAGACAGUGUUGGCACACAAGGAAGGUUUUCCUACCGCAACAACUGUUUUUGCUAUCUUUUUUCUUUUUCGAGCAGGCAGCCUUAGAUGCAAAUCAUUUGAGGGUGUUUUAAAACACAUGAUGUAUAAAAAUGUGUAAACUGCUCUAUAUCGGCACAGACCUUUGCAAUGUCGUUCUGAAAGCAUAUCCUGAUAGUUAGACUACGCAGUGAAACUUGAGCUGGUUUGCCUUCUGUUUAGAGUAAAGCGUGAGCCUCCAUGAGUGUGAGUUUCCUGGAGAUCAUUUAUUUACUUUCACCUAGUAAUGGAUUAAACCUCAUCAUCAUCAUAGCAGUCGGAUGUAGCUCCCCAAAAAACACUGCUCACUGACCCUCCAGACCACGAGUUACAACAGGAGGUUCGACAGUUGUUGGUAUUAAGAGACUGAGCACCUCAGUAUUUUUUUCCAUCCCGUUCAGAUUCAUUAUGUGAAGGAUUUCACCCUUGUUUCUUACUGUAACGGAAGCAGCACCAUGCUGACUUCUACCCCAUUCAGAGAGAAAGGAUCCCCGCAACAAGCCCUGUGCUCUGCACGUUGAGGGCGCAGCUUUUGGCGGGAGAUAAAUUCCGCCCGUCUUGUCCACUGUAUUGGUCGAAACUACAGCAGCUGUAGUUUGCUCGCCACUGUUGCCUUUGGCCUCAUGCCUGUGGUGUGUGUGAUACCGGCACCAACAGUGGCAGCAUAAUCACAGUAUAUGUAUAUCGCUGCUUCCCCCUCUCGUCUUAAACUAGACUCUUCCCCUCUUCGUUGCUUGCUUAACAAAUUGAUUUGCGCUGAAACAUGGUUGUGUUGGCAGCGUGGGUUUCAAAGUGUCAAAGCCUCCUAAGUGACGCGGCACCUUCCUUCACAGCUCCAUUCCAGAGAGGUUUCUUUUAUCCUUAAAAAUACAAAAUGAUGCGAGAAAUCAACCUUGGUUAGAACUUACGGCACAUUUAAAAAGAUGGGCAACAAAAUGCAAAACUUGAAUUGGAGACUCGUAAAUCUGGUCUUUCUUCACUCCAGACCAUUCAGAGCAUUCCUGUGUAACCCACGCAUUGUGUUGUAAUUUGUACUUUUGUGAUACUUCUCUGUAUUCUGUUAACUGGAAAAUCCUUACUUACAUACUGGGAGUCUUUACGUUACUACUACCAUCACUGGCUAAAGGAUGUCGACCACUAGUUGAAAUGCGACGUGUCAGAUGUAAUUUGCACCUUACUCUGUACCGCUUCUCCUUUUCUAAGCAUUUCUGUUUUUAAUAAAUGGAAAUUAUGAGACUGCAAAA